Molecule: messenger RNA, 7842 nt
Organism: Gallus gallus (chicken)
Lineage: Eukaryota; Metazoa; Chordata; Aves; Galliformes; Phasianidae
Gene: KCNG1
Product: potassium voltage-gated channel modifier subfamily G member 1
Exons: 4
Coding region: 1028-2563 (511 amino acids)
Biological process (GO): potassium ion transmembrane transport; protein homooligomerization; regulation of delayed rectifier potassium channel activity
Cellular component (GO): membrane; voltage-gated potassium channel complex
Molecular function (GO): delayed rectifier potassium channel activity
Source: RefSeq, a predicted model, not a curated record
AGCUGAAACGAGACCCCCUCCCCGCUCUCGGUGGAAGUGCACAGCGCUCCGGGAAGAGGCGGCCGUAGCGCAGAGGUCACCGUCCCCGUCCGCCGCGGAGGUGCGGAGUGCGGCUGCACCGCUCCGAGAGCGCUGCCCGGCAGGUAAGGAGCAGCGCCGUCAGCACAGCGCGCCGGGACCGGCAGCACGCGGGAUGGGAGUGGUUUGCCCGCAAACGGGGCUGUGGCAGAGCUGAAGAUGCCGCUGUCUCCUUAACCCUGGAACCAAGAUUUAAUUCACGCUUUCAAACAGAGAUUCAAUCCACUCAGAGUAGUUUCUACCCAGACGUCAUACAAAUUUCAUUCAAAAGAAGACACGGGGAAUGCUCUCCUAAUCUUUGACAAUCAGUGUUCAUGUGUUAAUCGUCACUGUACACUGCAAGGGUGCCACCGGAGCAAAGAGCAGUUAUCGCUUUCCUGAAGUCAUUGCUUAGGGGCAGCGGGAGGGUGAGGGGGGAACGGAGAUGCUAUGAUUUAUGCUUUGACAGACAUUUUUAACGUCACGCUUCUUUAAUGACAGAGAAGCAAAGACAUAAACGCGCACGGAACGGGCAGAGCACCAGAAGUUCAGCAUUGCCGCCAGCAGCCCCGGAUGCCACCUGCGUGCAGCCCCGCAGCUGCGCUGGGGGUGACGGCGGGGCAGAGCUCCCCGGUCCGCAGCACCGUUACCGGCCUGCUGUCCCCGCUCCUGUCUCCCUGCUCCUGCUCUGCCCGCUCCCGUCUCUCUGCUGCUGCUCUCCUUUCUCCCGGACCCCUCGCCGUCGGGAGAGAAGCGGCUUCCGCGGAGGAAAGCGCCAGGAGCUCCUCCUUCCCCGUCCCCGCCGUCAGGUAUGUAACACCAUUGAUGUGGGUUAUAAACCUCAGCUACUGAAAACAACAGUUCUGUGUUUAAGGAAGUUGCUCUAGCAGGGAUAUACAGCCCCGAGGUGCAUAGCAAAGAGGAGAAGACACUUAACGAAUAGCAAAGGGAUGUGAAGUUAUCUUCCAAGAUGACUCUUCUACCUGGAGAAAAUUCUGAUUAUGACUAUAGUGCCCUGAGCUGUGCUUCAGAUGCUUCCUUUAACCACACGUUCUUCCCAGAAACAGAAACCCUCAAGGGCGUCUUUUACCAAAGAGCCAAGCUAAUUCACCCUGAAGAGGAUCUCCUGAAAGGCUUUCACCCUGAUGAUCGGAAGCAUCAUAUUAUUAUAAACGUAGGGGGCAUUAAGUAUUUGCUCCCGUGGACCACGCUUGAUGAAUUCCCAUUGACACGCUUGGGACAGCUAAAAUUCUGCAACAAUUUUGAUGAUAUCCUAAACAUCUGUGAUGAUUACGAUGUGACAUGCAAUGAGUUCUUUUUUGACCGCAACCCCGGAGCAUUCAGGACAAUCCUGACCUUUUUGAGGGUUGGAAAACUUCGGCUCCUGCGUGAGAUGUGUGCGCUGUCUUUUCAAGAGGAGCUGCUCUACUGGGGAAUUGAGGAAGACAAUUUGGAUUGGUGUUGUAAGAGGAGGUAUCUGCAAAAAAUGGAGGAGUUUACAGAAAUAAAUGAACGGGAGGAUGAUCUUAUAGAAAAUGAAACAACAGGUGAAACAGUAGAGGAGACAAAAAUUGGCUUGUGCAUGAAAAAGUUGCAAGACAUGGUAGAACGACCCCAGUCUGGCCUCCCUGGGAAGGUGUUUGCUUGUUUGUCUGUUUUAUUUGUAACUAUUACAGCAGUGAAUUUGUCCAUCAGCACCAUGCCUGACCUGAGGGAGGAGGAGGAUAAGGGUGAGUGUUCCCAGAUGUGCUACAAUAUUUUCAUUGUGGAGUCUGUCUGUGUGGCAUGGUUUUCACUGGAGUUCCUGCUGAGAUUCAUCCAGGCAAAGAACAAGUUUGCAUUUUUGAGGAGACCGUUAACUCUGAUUGACAUAAUAGCUAUUUUGCCAUAUUACAUCACUUUGCUGGUAGACACCACUUCAGUGGGCUACAAGAAGCCCAGCUCUGGGAGCAUCUACCUGGACAAAGUCGGUCUGGUCCUCCGAAUACUCCGUGCCUUGAGGAUUCUGUACGUCAUGCGGCUGGCCAGGCACUCCCUGGGGCUGCAGACGCUGGGGCUGACCGCCCGCAGGUGCACCCGGGAGUUUGGGCUCCUGCUGCUCUUCCUCUGCGUGGCCAUCGCACUGUUUGCACCACUCCUGUACGUCAUUGAGAACGAGAUGGCGGACUCGCAGGAGUUCACCAGCAUCCCUGCGUGCUACUGGUGGGCUGUCAUCACCAUGACCACGGUAGGCUAUGGAGAUAUGGUUCCCAGGAGCAUUCCCGGCCAAGUGGUGGCACUGAGCAGCAUACUGAGUGGCAUCCUCCUCAUGGCAUUCCCAGUCACUUCCAUCUUCCACACGUUCUCUCGCUCCUACAUUGAGUUGAAGCAAGAACAGGAAAGAAUUAUGUACAGGAGGGCACAAUUCUUAUUAAAAACAAAGUCUCAGAUAAGCAAUGCAUCACAAGGGAGUGAUAUUUUAUUCCCAAAUAUCUCCACUGACAACAGGGCAAUGAAUGACAUUUAAGUUACUGUUUUUCCUCAUGUCAGGUAUUGUUCUGUUGUAUCAGAUUCCAUCUUUUACUUUGCUUUGAAAGCAUUUUGCAAAGGUAAUCCUCAUUUUGAAAGGAGGAAAAGGGGCCAUCAACCAGGAACUGAUGUGGUUUAAGAAGUCUCCAAUCAUGCUGUUUCUUCCCCCCAACCUCCCCAGUAUUAUGCAAAGGACAGGGAACACACAGUGGGAUUUUAGGGAUGAGAAGUUCUCUGACAAAAAUAACAUAUCAUUCUGUACUCCAGAGGAUGUUUUGUCUUUUGUACUGCACAUUUUUUCCAACUGAAUCACAAUGUAUAUAAUCAUUAAGCAGGCUGUCAUUUUUCUUGUAUAUAAAUAAUGUAAAUACUACAAAAUUAAUGGCUAAAUUCUCUCCCAGUAAAAUGCCUUAGAGUAUGAUCGAAAUAACCACAGAGGUUUGUCCCACUGUGCUCUUAAAGAACAUUAAGUCAGAUUCAUUAUUUACAACAGCAACCGUACGUUUCUUUGUAAGUCAGCCCUAAACAUGACAGGAACAAAAAAGAACCGAGCUGUUUGUAUCAUAACCUCACUGAAGAUGCAAAUGCUUAGAGCACAUCAGCUUCAAAAUUUAAAUGAAGUUACAAUAUUGAUCCCGUGUCACUGAAUGCAGGAUUCCAAGGAGCAGCCUUUUGAGUUUUGUAGCAUUUAAUAUUAUCAAGGGGAGACUAGCUGCAAAUCAAAUGAAAUAUGCAUGGUAAGAUGCCAGUCGUUCCCUACCAUCUGUUUCCAUGUUUUUACUUUACCUCAGCUAUGAAACAGAAUUAAGAGAGGCCUGUUUCCAGGGAACACCCUACUGUUGCUUGACAAAUCAAUAUUGCAGCUACCCAUUCACAUUCAGCGUUGCGUUCUUUAGAAGGAGCAGAAAAUAUGUGGUCGUGGGAAGUUGCCAAUGAUGAAAAAAAAAAAAAAAGAAAAUAUCAUUUGAGUCAUGGAGUGGGGGGUGCUGACAGCUUUAUCCUUUCCCGUCCUCAGUCAUGAGGGACUUAAGAGUUGAUUAACUAUACCUUUCCCAGUAUUAAAGACAUCAUAGUAACGGAGAAAACUGAAUAGGUUAUGAAAAGGCAAUUAAGGCCAUAGAACACGACUGUAUAAUAUUUAUCCACAUCCACAAAUUAUUAUAUUAUGGUCCAGGUUCCCCACUGACAUCUGAGGCAGUACCUGUGUCGGGGAGGAGCUCAGGUUUGGCACCUGCCCAUAUGCGGAUAAAUGUCAGACUUCCCAUUUGUUGUGGUUUGCAUAACAAUGCAGGAGACAAACACCAGAACUUCAAAAAAAAAAAAAAAAAAAAAGUACGCAGUUCACUUGUUUGACUUCAUGUGUAAUCAGAGGUGAAGAAAAGAAACUCGUGAAUUACACUUCCCCCCCCCCCCCCCUCCAUUAACUGUUAGGAGCUAGGGAGAUUUGGAAGUUCCCAUCACAUUUACUAAUGCUUCUCUACUCCAGUUUGCAGAAGCCCUGCCUGUUGCUUACUGGCCUUCUUACUGAGCAGGCUGCUGGGAGUGCCAGCAUGCAUGGUGGUUUGGUGUUUUAGAUGAGGGCCAAGCUUUUAGAUGAGGGCCUCAAUUCUGAGGAACAGAAUUUGUUCCUCAGCCCAAGCUAGUUGGUCAAACCCUUGUGCUGGUUUUCUUCUCAGAUUUCUUAAAUGAAAUUUGAAGGUGUUUUGCUAUGCUUACUUUUAAGAAAUAAUUCCCAAACUGUAAAAAGUGCUCUUUAUAACUAAUUAGGGCUCUAAAAAUCUUCUGUCAUAGAAAAAUACGCCUAUGGAGCAUUCCUACAGAGAGCUAACAUACCCAGCAUAAACUCUUGGCAAUUAAUUAUGUGCCAGAGCUAGGAACGUAACCAGCUUUUCACUCUUAUUCUUCAGCUUUAAUUAGAGUUGGAUAAAAAACAGGAACAUUGUGACAAAAAGGGACACGUUUUCCAUCCAGAAUACUCUUAAUUUAAAAAAUGUUUGAUCAUCUGUAGCAUUGGCUUCAAUACAAGUGCUAUACAUCCUUCUCCUUUUGUGUCAGCAUUCAUUACAGAAAGAAGUGGUAAUUAGAUUGGUCCUGUGAGUGACAGUUGCCUAUCACUGACUGUGUGUGACAGGCUGAGCCAUACGUUUGGAAGUGAGAAGGGAGAAACCGAGACUCACCAAACAAAACCUAAGCUUAUUUCCCUUUAAUUCUAGCUAACAAAUCCAUCCAUUUUUUCCAGUGUGUCUACAUUGAGUUAAUGGUCAUUUAUUUUGUGUGUCACUUUAUUUUAAUCCCAGAAUAAUAACUUGAUUCUCAAGUCCUUGUCCAGAAAAAAAGAGAUCACUCUGAAGCUGGGUGUUGGUAGAGCAAACCUGUGACAGCAUCCCUCCUGCUGGGAGCUCUGCCUGAGCCGGGAACAAAUCAGCCUGGCAGGAUGUACCCCUAUAUAGUUUUGUACUUGGCAGCACAUCACUUGUAAGCGCAUCAACACGUCUCGCUAUGAAUCACUGUAACAAACUUGCUUCUGUUUUACACAAGGUAACGCAUACUGUAGUCCUUAUGCUAAAUAAAUCCAGAUAUACAUCUUAAGAGCACAACAUUAGUAUGAAACCCACAUGCUGCGUUCUAGCUUUUACUGUGAAGGCGGAACAUUUAAGGUGAUUAUGCCUCUUUAGAGUACAUUAUCUGAGAUUUUAGUCAAAUUCGUGAAAAUUAUGGAUCGAUUCAAAAGCUGACUGUUUCCAGUGACACAGCUGACAGCUACCAAGUCAGCUAUCACUCCUCUUUUACAUUUUAACAGCAUGUGCAACCAACAAGAAUGUCCCAAUAAAAACACUUUGUGCUUUUAUGAAGUCAAAAGAAUGUAAGAAUUCCCACUGACAGAGUGGUGCAUGUCUCCAAUAGAGAUAGGCCUGCAUUGCUAUUUAUAUUAACCUGUGUAUACUGCAGAAGUACAUACAGUAGGAAUACAAACAGCAAUAGUUGUAUUAAUUUUGAGUAAUGAAGUGUUAGGCUCUCCUUUUCUUUCCAUGUGCUUCUUAAGGUGUGGAAGUACUGUCACAAGUGCUAUAGGCAGGCACGACCACCUGCAGGAGGUGAGAAGUGAACAGCAGCUGAUGAAGGGUUUGAGCAAUGAGCAUCACCAGCUGAAGCACACUGGCUUCAGAAAAUAUAAAGCAUUUAUUAGAAAAUUAAGUUACCUGAGUAUAGAAAAAGCUAGGCAUCAGUUCAACGGCCUCUACUGCCUUAAAUGAGGUCUGGGAAGGGGUGGAUCCUGGCUCCAGCCCUUCCAUCACUCAGUACACUGCAUGUAUCUGAGCUCCCCUGGGCUGGCCCUGCCUUCCCACCAGGUGCUCCAUCACUGCUUCAGGCCGUGACUCAGCAUUUCUGCUACAGUGAGUUGGAGCGUUGCACUUCUGUUACAGGUUGAGGUUUUAGGGAAAUUUCUCUUUAGAACAUCUAUGGGACUUGUCUCCAUUUGCUCCUUUAUAUUUUUUCGCUGUAAUUCAGAACUCCUGACUUCCAUACUCAGUGGUCUUAGUGGUGUCAUUGAAGACUCAUAGGCUUUAGCAAGUCUGAUUAAGCAACAACAGUUAUACAGAACUGAAACAUGAGUUUGCACGUCAUCAGAUACAUGUCUGGGAAGGAAAAGCAGCAUGCUGUAUACAUUCAUGACUUGUUUGGGUAGAACUUAACUGAGUACAAAUGGCCAAUGCAAAAGCAAAAGAAGUUUUGCUGCAGAAGUUUCUCAUUCCUACCGCUGCAGCUCUCUGUGUUACUGCAACCAAAGUUUGUGGGAGUCUCUCAGUGAACAAAAGCUCACCCCUCAGUCUUCCCCCUUCAGGCUGUAGACAGACUCAGCCAAAAUUUGUGUUAGACCUUUCCCAAAGUGCCUGAAGUCAUGGCCUCAUUGCCAAAAGCCCUAGAUCACCACUGGCAAAUGUGAAGUCUUCCCAAUUUUUAUUUUUUAAAUGGAGCCUAGAAUGAGGCAGGUCCCUAAUUCAGGUGUAUCAUUAGAAGAUCAGUGUUAGGUCAGAUGAAUUGGAGCCUCAUUCUUCAAAUGCACAGAACCACCAACGUCUACCAGCACCAACUUGUAUUAUUUAUCCUUCCCAUACCUGAUUCCUGACAUGUGGGUAUCAGGGAACGAGGAGUACUACACAGAGCCCUGGUCAAGGAGGUCACUCUGGGCUGGCCAGGGACAGUGUGAAUCAAUGCCAGUGGCAAACAGAGCGGUUCUUGGCAGUUCGUGCCUAAAAUAGGCAGUUCUUUCCUAAAAUAGUUCUGUUCUCCACAAUUACUGACUUUUUUUUCCUUUUGGCUUAGUUAAGAAAAAAGAUUGUUAAGUUAAAGCAAGAGGAAAGGAGCAGACCCUUCUUGUAACAAAGCUGUAAAACUUCACAUCCUUCCCUUGGAUCUACAACAGGCUGAAAACUAGACUGGAUGCCCACAGUCCUACAGAUGUAACUGACUGUGUUUAAUCAGGAAUUAAAUGAAAAAAUGACAAAGGUGACUUUGAAGACUGGGAGUCUUGAAGUCUCUGUUCAUGCAUCAUUCAGUGCUCCAAUAGUAUAUAUCUCUUUUUUUUUUUUUCCCUGCAUUAAUAGUUGCUAGUUUCCUUGUGCAAGAUUUACAGGAAUUUGGUAUUUAUUUAUCCAAAAGAUGAGAUCUAUACCAAAAAUACAGAAAUAAAGCCCAGAGUGCAAUGCCUUCUGAACUGGUGGAACUGCAGCAUCCCUGGGCUGUUUAGAGAGUAGGACUGCAACCUGCAGAAAGCAGGCAGAACUGAAGACAUGGGCUAGAGUUCACAACAGGGGGUGAGCAUCACUCCCAACAACAAAAUACACUCCAAAUGUUCUAUUACUAGCACAGAAAAAAAUGCUUAACAUAAGAUUUACCCACUCACUUACCACUUGCUCCGUGAUAUCUUAAUAAGCCAAAUUCAGUAUUGCUAAUGAUCUCAGCAUUGCUAACAUAGAAAUGAUCAUUUAAAGGACUGGAAAGUGAAGAUCAGCUCAGAUCCCACCUGACACUCCAGUGAGGCACUUCAUCUCUGUGUGCGUUGUCUCAUCUUGUGACAUUAGAUUGUAAGUCCCCAGGACAGUGUUCCUUGUUUGGGAUCAGUCAGCAGGACUAUGUAAAAUCAUACACCACAAAUAAAGAUAAAUUCACAUCCCACAAAUAAAGGAGAAUGUUGCCUGCACUGCACUGACAAACUUAAAAUGGUCAGUUUGGCUUAAUAAUUAUUAAAAAUAAAACCAGAACUUCCUCCCUUUU